AUGCCCUAUCUCAACGACUAUUUCUACAAAGACACGUGGCGCGCAGGCACGGACUGCAGCAAAUGGGAAGGCGUCGCGUGUACCCCUCAAGGCGCGGUCGUGAAAAUCGAGCUCAAUUCGUGGGAAACGGGCCCGAUUCCGUCUACCAUCACCGCUCUCAACUCCCUCCAACACCUGGAAAUCUCCGGGAUGAACCUCACAGGCUCGCUACCAGAAUCAAUCGGCGCGCUUUUGACCCUCACGAAAAUCAGAAUUAGCAGCAGCACGGGCGGAUGCAGCGGCCGCAUUCCACGCUCCCUCGCUUCCCUCACCAACCUCUUGUCGCUCGAUCUCUUCGGCCAUAGGUUUUCCGGAGGCAUCCCCCCCGCGCUUAGCAGCCUUAAGCGUCUUACUUACCUCGCGCUUGCCCUAAACCAGCUCGCCGGCCCGAUUCCCGCCGCGCUCGGCGCCCUCCGGAACUUAAAGACGCUACUUCUCGCGCAUAAUCGCUUAACGGGAGCCGUGCCGCGCCAGCUGUCGGGAUUGCGGCUCCUCGAGGAGUUAAACCUGCAGGAGAACCGAUUAAUAGGUCCUCUUCCUGGCACGCUGACCGCUCUCGCUCCGUAUCUCAAGGUCCUCGACCUUUCGUACAAUCCCAUUGGCGGCGCUUUCCCAUACAAGUUAGUCAACAGGCUGUCGCGGCUCGAGGCACUGAAUAUGCAGCAAUCGGGGAUUACAGACUCGACUCUGUCGCUGGCUCAGCUGUGGCGGCACCCGAGCCUUCGUUCCCUAGAUCUGAGCUUCAACAAGUUUUCAGGAAACCUGCCCCCCGUCCUGGGCAGGAUAAAAAAUCUCAACAAGCUUUACCUCAUGAAGAACCGACUCAACGGCUCGGUUUCGUGGAAGUUUUUUGCGUACAAACCGCCCCUGACCGAUCUUUCGCUCGCGUAUAACCAGAUGACGGGAGAAUUCCCGUGGGCUGCUGUGAAAGCGGGAGUUGCGGGGACUCUGGUGCAUUUGGACAUUGCCAGCAACAAGUUCGUGGGUUCAAUUCCUGCCGCUGCACUUUCCAACAUUCCCCUGACGGAUUUCAACGUGUCGGAGAAUUACUUUUCUGGAAAGCUGCCUGAGCUGGGGAAGGGUGAUGGGGAUAUGAUGUUCGAUCUCCAGUAUAACUAUUUCUGGGGUAACCCCAUGCUUACGAUUUCUGGGCAGAAACUCUGCCCGGAGGAGUCAGGGCUCAGUCAGGGGUUGGGGGAUGACGAGAUUCUGCGAGCUGUACAGAACUGCCUGUCAAAAACGGCCAGCUGCCCUGAAAAGCAGCAACGGAGCCGGGCAGCUUGUUUGAAUUUUUGUGGUGCAAGCAGCAGCAGCCCACCCUGCUCAGGUUAUGGAACCUGUGUGCCAGCAACCAGUGCCGGUAGCUCCGCACAGUUUGAGUGUCUCUGCUACAAGGGGUACAAGCUGAAGGCAGGAAGUAAGCAUGAGUGCCAGAAAAACGGCUGA
This is a messenger RNA of Closterium sp. Yama58-4, 1485 nucleotides long. Lineage: Eukaryota; Viridiplantae; Streptophyta; Zygnematophyceae; Desmidiales; Closteriaceae. The record is from the annotation of a GenBank genome assembly.